This is a messenger RNA of Saitoella complicata NRRL Y-17804, 2124 nucleotides long. RefSeq lists its product as uncharacterized. The transcript has 3 exons. The coding region runs from base 1 to 2124 and encodes 707 amino acids. The record is from RefSeq and is a predicted model, not a curated record. NCBI's taxonomy places the organism in Eukaryota, Fungi, Ascomycota, Saitoellomycetes, Saitoellales, Saitoellaceae.
AUGUAUGAUGAAAGCACUUUACAAUGCUGUAUCUGCGCAUAUGAUAUGCCAUCCGAGCGCCCCGACGAGCUGCCGGAAAACUAUGCUGCCAUUCCGGAGGAAGAUGUUGACGGCCCAGUGGAAGUAGCCCACAUGGAUGGGUGUACUCACAUGAUGCAUCUUCACUGUCUCGAGGCAUGGUGUGCGUUACAGAACAACUGUCCAUAUUGUCGCACCGACUUUAAAGUCAUCUCGGUCUCCAAAACCUUCGAAGGCCUAACGUAUCGCUCCUUCCCUGUCCCAGAACGCACCCUCAAUGUGGAAGCAAAUAUCAUGCCUGAAGAUGUAAGGCGGUGUCUUGUUUGUGCUUCAGACUUGAACGAUGAGCACUUUAUCUAUUGCGAUACGUGCGAGGAUGGACCCUGGCAUUGGACGUGUCUUGGUCUCGAUGGCCCACCAGGCGCCGGGACUUGGCAGUGCCCUGAUUGCGAGGCGGGUAUGAAUGACCCACGAAAUUGCCCUGAACCUGAUUUUGAAGAGCUUUUUGGUGACGCUGGGAAUCAACCCGGCGAGUUAGGAUAUCACUACCGUCAACGUCAUCUCCGUGAGAUCUACGAGCCUCCCCAUGACGAUGGAAGGGCACUGGGAAAUACCGUACGUAAUGCUCGUCGACGAAAUCGUAUCGCUGAGGAACGACGAGAAGCCAGACGACAGGUCGAUGAAUUCGAGGCGGCAUGGAGAAUCAUGAGGCGGAGGGUUCAGAUACGGCAACAGCAGACUUGGGAACGGCUGAACGCGGACUUGCCUCCCGAAGAAGACGAGAUUGGUGUUCCGCGCACAGGUGCACUUCGGGCAGUCGAUCGGCGAAGGCAGGAGCUUGAGGAAUGGCAUCGGCGUGUUCACCGUGCUGCACCGGCUUGGCUGCGACGAGAGGAGAGGGCGCCGCCUUUAACAAAGGAGGAGAUGGAGGAGAAAAAAGCGUGGGGUAUGUUCGACAAGGCACUCAAGGGAGAGGAUGAGAGAGAGGGAUCUGGGAGUGGAUCGAGGAGGCGGAGUCCGCGAAGCCCAGCCAAUGGAGAUGCCGCACAGGAACAGCCAGAACGAAAACUCAAACGGCCUAGGACGAAGGAUCCAGUAUUACUUCCACCCGCAGCCACACCUGAAAUUGCCAGACCCGUACCGCGCAGGGUCUCAGCCCUCGCAGACACGAAAGACUACACACCAACAGGUAACGGAAUGUUCUCCGAUAUCUUGGCCGACAUCAGAAAACCCGGUACCUCCUCCCCCGCAGCCUUCGAUUACCAAUCCUUCCGCGCAACAAUUGUCACAUCCUCCUCCAAUGCUUACCCUGGCUACCCAAGUCCAGACCUAACGAACACGAGUCCCGAACCAUCGGUAUACUCACCACAAGCGCUCUCCCCAUCUCGACGUCCCAUGUCGCCGAUUUCCGUGUUUGGCUUGACGCUGGCCGACCGGGAGGGGUCACCAACGAGGAGGGUGGCGAGUGUGCCUAUGGAGGAGAUCUUGGGAGUUGUGCCGGGGAGGAAGUUGCCGAGUUUCAAGAAGCGGAAGAGGCUCGCGGAUGAGGGGAGUGAUGGAGGUACAGAAACACCAAAGGAGGAGAAGGAGGAUGAUCUGGACAGUAUCUUGAUUGGGGGUGAGGGCAAGAGCACUGAUACAACGGCUACCGAAACCAAAUGGAAGGAGGGAAAGCGGGAUCGUGAGCGCGAGAGCAUUACGUGGAGGAGCAGGGAUGAGGGUCAACUCUUUCGAUCUGCCAGUCCCGUCGACAAUGAAAAGCGCAACGAGAAAGGGAGAGAAGUUGAGCGACCGAUACCCAGACGGGCCCAAUCUUCGACUGCGCUCAACGAGUGUUCACCUGACAAGACCGAUGACGGGGACGACAAGGCCCCCGGUGAUAACCCCAAGUUCCGCAUUGAACGACACGUGUCCAAGCUUCUCAAGCCUUAUUAUGCGGCUAAACGCAUUACACGGGAUCAGUUCAUGGUAUUUGACAAGAAGCUUACGAACUUGCUCUUCAAUGAGUUGAUGACCGGGGCACCGUCUAACACGGGGAGUGAGGAGAGGUGGUUUAGGCGGGCGGAGACGGAAGUGAAAAAGCUUAUUCAGAAGGAGGGAUUGUGA